This is a messenger RNA of Mycena indigotica, 1434 nucleotides long. RefSeq lists its product as uncharacterized. Bases 1 to 1434 code for a protein of 477 amino acids. The transcript is spliced from 2 exons. The record is from RefSeq and is a predicted model, not a curated record. Lineage: Eukaryota; Fungi; Basidiomycota; Agaricomycetes; Agaricales; Mycenaceae.
AUGCCGUUAUGUAACCAUUGCCUUUUGGCUCUCGCCACCACCGACGUGGAUCUUCCCGCACCCGAAGGCGCAAUGCUGCCCAAUGAGCUCUUCCUCAUUGUUCUGAGGCAUGUCAGGACCUCAGAACUCCAUUCUGCCGCCCUCGCAUCCCGCAACCUGUGCCAGCUGGCACGCACCUUCCUGUUCUCCGACUUCCACUUCUGGCCGUACACGCUAAAGGACAACACUCUGACGCUCCCUGCCGACGACGCCGUACUUGGUAUGACCAAGAAACUGGCCUUCUUCUCUGGACCUGCGAUCGCGCCAUUGGUGCAAUUGCUCCAUUUGAGCAUGUCCGAAAUGCGCACGAACUACACCCGACUCGCAGUGCUUGGCGGAGAAUUCGAUACAUCGAUCACCACGCACGCGCUCCGCGACCUUUUCUUUGCCCAUCUGCACAAAUUUACCUUGGUCAAGUUCGUUCGCGCAGACAAGAUCAUUUUCACGGUUCCGGCGCUUAUGGCGCUGGCCCGGAUGGCGAACCCUUUGGAUCUAGAGCUAUGGGAGUGCUCUCUAGGUGUUACCAGUAGCAUUGCGUCCACACUCCCCAGGCUCUCUGUCACUCGCCUCGACCUCUCGAGGGGACACGAUGUCGAUCUAUGGCUGGCAUUACUUGACGCCAAGCAGCUCCUGGAAUUUGAGGCGUUCAGCAUGCGCGACUUCCCCCAUUCCUCCCUCGGGCUUGAACCGUCCACUACGUUCCCCAACGUCUGGAGCUUGUCAAUAUUCAUUUACUGGAUCAAUAUCUCCCGAGGCCUCCACAUCUUCCGUGCAAUGUUCCCCGGCGUUACCACGCUGGAGAUCCAAGAGGGAGAUAGCCACCCUGGUGACUAUGAAGUGGACAUCCAUCCCGUGUUUCCACACCUCAAAACAUACUAUGGUCCGUCCACUGCGCUCCCGCUGUUUAUCGGAGGAACAAUGUUGCGUGAGCUGAAGCUCAAUUCCUGCGAUAUCUUCGACCUACGCCAGGCACUCCAAAGGUUGAACGUCCACUUCCCCCAAACGGUAACACGGUUCGAAGUCUGCAUUGUCGAGCCCCCAAUUCAAGAUCUUGCGGCCAUCUUCCCUUAUUUUCCAUCGCUAGAAACACUAGACUUGGAGCUUACCUUCUUUAUGAUCGACGACCCAGUCGUAGAAGAGGUUCUCCGGUUCUUCGCCACACUGUCGCCGCGCCUUCCCCGGACGCUGCGUAAGCUGUGCAUCCAGUGCGAUGACUCCGACGAGCCCGCCACAAUCAACUUUGACAUCCCCGCCCCACGCGUCAUUCAAUCGCAAAUCCUAGCCCGUUGUCCUGAUGUCGUCGAGGUACAACUUACGGCGCCAUACUUCGCCCUCGGCUGGGAUGCGACGCGUGGGUUCAGGAUGGAGAGGACGGGAUUCUGGGCUGAGGAGUGA